This is a messenger RNA of Anneissia japonica, 3925 nucleotides long. Its product is annotated as serine/threonine-protein kinase ULK4-like. Lineage: Eukaryota; Metazoa; Echinodermata; Crinoidea; Comatulida; Comatulidae. Gene Ontology annotation, molecular function: protein kinase activity; ATP binding. Gene Ontology annotation, biological process: protein phosphorylation. The record is from RefSeq and is a predicted model, not a curated record.
CCAAAUCAGACGCGGGUGUAUGGAGGAAUACAAAUCGAUGAGAAGAAACAAAAUACAAAGUAUUUUUGUUGCAUUUGCACCAGCACGUCACGCCUCAGUCAUGAUCACACCAUCCUAAUGCAAAUUUAGGCAUGCAGGUCACUGAUAAACAGUUUAUAACAAGAUGGAAAAUUUUAUCCUGUAUGAAGAGAUAUUCCGGUCAGAAUAUUGCAUAAGCUACAAGGGACGAAGAAAAGGCGCAAUUGCGUUCGUUGCCAUUCAUUGCAUCGACAAGAGCAAGCGACCACAGACGACAAACCGAGUGCGAUUAACUCACGAACUCUCACACAUCAAUGUGGUCCAGUUUUUAGAGUGGUACGAAACAACGAACCACCUAUGGCUUGUGGUUGAGCUUUGUACAGGCGGUUCAUUGGAGAGUAUACUUGCCCAAGAUGGCCAUUUGCCUGAGAGUUGUAUCUUUUCAUUUGGGUUAGAUCUUGUCCGCGGCCUGCACUACCUUCAUUCACUCGGUAUUCUGUUCUGCGAUCUGCAACCAUCAAAGAUCCUUCUUGAUGGUCCAGGAGUGCUUAAAUAUGAUGAUUUUAGUUUAUCUAAGGUCGAAGGUGAAAGUUUAGAUGAUUUGUUUCAGUUGACCGGGGAUGACUCAGAGAACAGUCUAGACAAUUCUGAUGCGGGAUCAAACGCGAGUCCAAGAAGUCGCAAAACAUUAGGUUCUCCAGAAUACUUGGCCCCUGAAGUGUUCAAGGGAGGAGACAACAGCUUAGCAUCUGACUUCUGGUCCCUUGGCUGUGUCCUCUAUCAACUUUUUACAGGCCACGUACCGUUUGAUGGUAACACAUUUGAAGAUGUUAUGUACAGCGUACUCAACAGGGACUACUCGCCCCCAAAGGCUAAAGGGCCUAAAAUAUGUACCAAGCCAUCCUCAGAGUUCUGUGAUCUUCUGGCUGGCCUCUUGGAUAAAGAUCCCACUUCAAGAAUGGACUGGAAUCGUAUGGUAGAGCAUCCAUUUUGGAAGGGUCAGCUGGUACCUGGUGGCCAAUCACAGCCACUUCAAGAGGUAACCAAUCAAGAACCAGUAAGCUUGAGUGAUGCAAAUGAGGUCACAGGACAGGUCACACCAGCAGUCUUAAAGAAAGUGAACCUCGUGGCUCUGACACCAGAUGUAGGCUCAAAAGAAAACCUGCGAAAGUCCAGCCCUAGUGUGGUUCUGAACACCUCCUUACAAGGUGGUAAAAUACCUGCAAGGCCUCAGACUUCUCCGGAGAUCACCUUGACCAAGCAAGCCCAGUUCACGCUGAGUACUAGGCCAAGGAGUUCCAUGAAUACUCUGGAGGACGAUGACAAUGACAACACAUCAAAAUCUACAAGGAAACUGGCAAGGAAGAGCAAAAUCAAAAGCAAGCCUGACAGAAUGGGAGGAAAGUACCGAGGAGAACCACGGAAGCAAUGGGAGGAAGAUGGGAACGUAACCAAGGAGUUGAUGUACCAGGUUUGGGAUCUAACAGUUACACCCAUAGUAGACAACCCUAAGAUUUUGAAGCCUGCACCUCUCAAAUAUGAAGCCAAGUCCCUUCCACAUACCUGUCACUCACCAGAAAGAUGCCUAAAACUCAGUAAGCGAGAGCUGAAUGAGCACUUCAGCUCCGUCUAUGAUGCACUCGUGAAGGAAAAUGACAAAUCUGCUGGAGGUCAGAGGUUAAAGGUCCAAAUGCUUAAUUACCUUGGCAGCCUAGCUUCAAAUGCCGACCUAGCUCAAGAAAUACUCAAAUCAAAACUGAGAGUUUUAUUACAGCAACUUCUGAAAGCAAACAAUGCAUUGGAAAUUCGGUGUAGAGCAGGGAGAGUACUUGGUUUACUAGCCUUGCAUUGUGAAGAACUUGACGAGAAUUUACCACUAACAGAGCUAUUUGCAGCUCUUACUGAAGUUGUACGCGAUAACAGUCGUAAUAGCAAAUUGAAACAAAGUAUCUUGCCCGCUUUGGGAGAGCUCCUCUUCCUUGUCGCCAAGCAAGAGGAGCAGAAAUCAGCGAUGAUUGACGCAUGGACAGUCCCAUCAGUCACGUACACCAUCAUCACACGCUGUCUCCGAGAAGGAGAAGAAGCCCCUGUGCAACACUAUGCAGCGCUGAUCUUCGCUAACGUUGCAACUACUGAUGGCGUACACAGCGAGAAACUGUGUAGUAACGAGACUGCACAACUUUUGUGGCAUCUGUUUACGCAUUGCACAGCAGAUGCGUUGAAGGUCACAGCCAUAAGUGCCUUGUGUAGGUUGACCAGACACUCAGUGUCCGUUUUUCAAGCCGUGAUUGACAAGAUUGGACUCCCGGUGGUACUGGAUGCUCUGAGUGUGACCAUUAACAAGGUCCAGCAAGCAAUGGUCACUAUGUUUAUAGCCACUCUAGUGGAUGGAGUACACUUGCAGAGGAUUGUGCAAGAUAAGAUGAUGAAGGACCUAGUUCUGAGGCUGAUGAAACUACUUGAUGCUACAUCUAUUAUUACAAGAGCGAAGGCAUUCCUUGCUGUUCUGGAGAUAAUGAAAUCCAGUACGGAUAUGAUACUAGUUGCUUGCCAGGCCAGGUUGGUGAUGUACAUUGAGAGAGAUAGUCGUCGUCAGAAUGGUGGAAAGCAGGAAACUAAUUGGGAAUACCUCAACAAAUGCCUGAGUCUAACCACAAACUAUCUUGUAGAAGUCCUCCCACAAGUAAUGGGUGAUGCUGUUCAAAGUCUGGAGUCAGUAGCAGGUAGACGGCACCCAUCGACCCUACAAGCCAAGCAACUUAAGUCCACACUGCCUCUUCUGCCAGUUUCCCUCCAUUUAAUCACCAGCCAGAUCUUUCGUGCUCGUGUAGCUGAUGAACAGUUCGUCACCUCCAUGGGAGAGCUUGUGAGUCACUUGAAGCUCAUUGAUUCUGGCGAGACUAAUAUAGAUCCCGCAAUUGGUCGUAGUGGAACAGAAGAAUAUAUUGACACUGUCUUGUCAAUAGUGGAAGCCAUUACACAACACCCUGGGAUCUUAAUGCAGUACCAAGAGGCCAUCAUUGUGUCUGUUUACCCCCACCUGGCCCAGCUGGUCACCUCUGACAAUGGAAACACAAAAGCACUUUGUUUACAUAUUUUAGUUGAGAUUACCAGCCUUUACCUGAACCAUAAGCAUUUAGUGGAAGAGGCACCAACAAGUGACACCCACGAAAAAAUCAUAUAUGAAAUAAUAAAUGAACAUGUGAUGGAAGAUUUGGAAAGAGUACUGCUUGAACCGGACCCAUUCCCUGCAUACGCACUGAAGCUUAUGCUGGCACUUGUCCAGAGAAACCCUGACUUUGUUAGGAAAAUACAAGAGCUAAGUCUAGUGCAAGUGUUAUUUCAAGUUUUGGUUGACCAUCAGCAAGUGCCUACUAGCAGUGCAAUGUGCCUGGUGCUUAACAUAUUCCAGUGCCUUAUCACAGAUCAAAGCUGUAUUCCUGAGCUCUUUGAACUUGGAUUGGUCAGGUACAUAGUUGAUCUGUUCAAUGCAGCAUCCCAAUUGGUUGAAAGACAGGAUGAGAAAUCAGACAAUAAGUCAGUGUUGACCCUCAUACAUUCUCUCUUAGAGACCUUAAAUACUGCCCUCAAACAUGUGGCUGUGGUUGUCAGACAAGUAUUGCAGGCUAAGCAGGCCAAAAAAGAGGCUGCUACUAACCUUGCUGAGGACCUUCUGCUGAAUCUUAAACCUGUAGUACAGCUGAUUGACAACCUUACAGCUCUGAUUUGCCUGUGUGAGAAUGAUAGCCAAGUAUUGGUUUGUAACUGCCUAUCACUUUUGGCUCAGCUGUACGGUGGUGAGUAUCAAGAUGCCAUGUCCGUCAAGAAUAUGGAUAACAUUGCAGCAGCCCUACGCCAUGUGGAUGUUAAGAAGCAAAAGAUCCUUCUAAGAUUUGUUAAAAGGAUG